Molecule: messenger RNA, 2062 nt
Organism: Centrocercus urophasianus (Greater sage-grouse)
Lineage: Eukaryota; Metazoa; Chordata; Aves; Galliformes; Phasianidae
Gene: C8A
Product: complement C8 alpha chain
Exons: 11
Coding region: 115-1926 (603 amino acids)
Biological process (GO): immune response
Cellular component (GO): membrane attack complex
Molecular function (GO): protein binding
Source: RefSeq, a predicted model, not a curated record
UCAGAGCUCGAUGGGCUCCAGGCUUUUUCCGGCAGCACCAGCCCCACAGACUCCUGAAGCCUCAAGAAUUUGCUUGCAGCUAAUUUAAAGCAAACAUUUACAUAUGGAAAAACAAUGUGGUGGAGCCUGUGCCAGGUUUCUCCCUUGAUUCUCACUAUAUGCUCGCUGUCUAUAACAGCACGUUGGGCCACGGCUGCAGCAUGCGGGGAGCCGGCGGCGGUGCCUGCCCAGAGAAGAAGCAUCAGAGAUGCAAAUUCUCCAGCUCCUGUCAACUGUCAGCUGAGCCAGUGGUCGGAAUGGACUGAUUGCUUCCCUUGCCAAGGGAGAAAACACCGGCACCGGACGCUGCUGCAGCCAGCAAUGUUUGGAGGGCAGCGCUGCGAGGGGCCCCUCUGGGAUGAGCAAAGCUGCAGUGCUGGGAAGAGCUGUGCCAGAGCUCCAAGCUGUGGGAAUGACUUCCAGUGCAAGGAGAGCGGUCGCUGUAUUAAACGGCAUCUUGUGUGCAAUGGCAAUACAGACUGCAGAGAUGGGUCUGAUGAGAAUGACUGCGAAGAUGAAGAUGCUGAACGCCCCUGUGGCAAUCUGUUCCCCAUCCCAGGGUCUGAAAAAGCAGCACGAGGAUACAACAUCCUAACACAAGAGGAGAGAAGGUACAUAUAUGAUCCUAAAUUUCUGGGAGGUCACUGUGAAUCUGUCUACAAUGGGGAGUGGAGGGCACUGAGGUAUGAUGCCACGUGUGAACGCCUGUACUAUGGAGAUGAUGAGAAGUAUUUCCUGAAGCCUUACAACUUCCACAUAUACCAAUUCCUGGCUCAUGCUGAUUCUGGAUUCUCUUCUGAGUUUUACGAUGAUUCAAAAGAUCUGAUUGAUGCCCUCAGAAGCAGUAAAUCCAAAGGAGGGGGUUUCACCAUCGGGAUUGGGCCUAAAAAAAUAGAUUUCAAACUGAACCUUGGCUUCACCUUAUCACGUGGCAAAGGAUCCCUGAAGAAUUUCACAGAAUAUACUGCAAAGAAUGUUGGAUUCAUUAGAAUUGCGACCAACGUGCAGACAGCCCGCUUCAAGAUGAGAAGGAGCAACAUAAUUUUGGAUGAAGACACACUCAUCUCCCUGCGGGACCUUCCAGAUAUCUACAAUUAUGGCAUGUAUGCCAAAUUCAUCAAUGACUACGGCACCCAUUUCAUGACAUCUGGCACUAUGGGAGGCGACCUUGAGUACAUCCUCGUUGUUAACAAAGAAGAAAUGAGACGAAAAGACAUCAGCUAUGAAGAAGUAACCACCUGUUUUGGCCUCUCAGUGGGCAUGUCAGCCACAAAGCUUAUGCUGCACUGGGAAGCAUCUGUGUCACUCUCUGUCUGCGCAGAGAAACAGCUUCUGAAUGCUGCUGACUUCUCAGAUGCUGGGAGCAACAGUCCAGUCGUGGAAGAUAUCAUUGUCCGGAUUAAAGGUGGAGAUACCUCUUACAGUGCACAGCCCUUAAGCAGUUGGGAUAGCAACACGUAUCGGCGCUGGGGAAGGUCAUUAAAAUAUAAUCCAGCUAUUAUUGAUUUUGAGCUGCAACCUAUCCACGAAAUCCUGCGCAGAAGUGAUGCUGGCAACAUGGAAACCAAACGGCAGCACCUGAAGCGGGCUUUGGAUGAGUACCUGCUGGAAUUCAAUGCCUGUCGCUGUGGGCCAUGCCAGAACAAUGGGGAACCUGUCCUGGUGGGAGAUGAGUGCUCGUGCCAGUGCCGGUCUGGAUACAGUGGCCCUGUCUGUGAGCAGACUGAGCACCAAGGCACAGAGACAGAUGGGCAUUGGAGCUGCUGGUCAUCCUGGACCUCGUGCCAGUCGGGCUCACGGCACCGCAGCCGGCAAUGCAGCAACCCAGCCCCACAGCAUGGAGGGGCACCCUGCAUGGGGAGAGAUGGGCAGAGCUCUUCCUGCUGAACCCAGCAUGGCUCCAUAGGCACGAGCUCAAGGCUCUAAGUGCCUCAGGUAUGAAAUACACGGGUUAGAACUGUUUACUCGUGGAAAUGUCUAUGUUUGCCUUUGGAAAACAAAUUAAAAGCUCGCGAUCCUUGCA